Amoebophrya sp. A25 is the source of this 1591-nucleotide messenger RNA. Lineage: Eukaryota; Dinophyceae; Syndiniales; Amoebophryaceae. The record is from the annotation of a GenBank genome assembly.
GAUGUCUCGAAGUGUCAUUUUCCCUUGCCCUCUUCCUCUAGUUGAAGCCGCCAAAUCCGCAAAGUUAUUGACCUACUACGCGUACGCACUAGAAGUUAAACUACGAAACCAAUUUAGAUACGUAAAAAUGAAACCAAUUUAGAUACGUAAAAAUGGCAGUUCAAUAUGAGUCUUCCUCAAAGCCCGACGGUGGCACGCGGACCCGGAAAUUAUUUACAACCGAACCGAUUCGCCCGUCCUCUAACCUAAACCAAGAGCAGCAGGACCACAACUGCAUGAAAAUAUUACGACUUGUUUGCUCAGUCGGGUCCUUGAGGCAGCGUCUACGGGUAUCAGCAUCUUCUUCUGUAGGGAGUACGAGUAGGAGUACAAGCAGUAUUUACUUUCUUCAACAAGAUACGAUCAAGGGUCAUUGGCACAACCGUCUAUACAUACAUCCUGUUCGCCCAAAUAUUACACUCGAGCCUACUUACUACGGCAAUGCAGAAACCCGCUCCAACAGCAAACGUGGAAAAGGUUUAAGGCGGCUGGUUCGAACAUCCAGAAACCUUUAGUCGAUUUUGAUCCAGCCAAUCCCCAAUACAAAGGUAAAAUAUAGCUGGACCCUGAAGAUGAGGCUACUACUACUACAGAACUUCUACGUCAAAAAUACCAAUUGGAUCCAGAUAUUCUGGUAGUGGACGUAGAAGAAGAAGCGAGAACAAGCUAAAGAUACCAAGAUCUUCCACUCUACCAUCCAGAUCUACUUCACCAGACGAUGAGCGAUUUGGAAGUAUCAAACUUGGAUCGUGCUAGGAUGACGCUGUGUCCGUAUGGGAAGUUGCAGGGAAUGGCAGGAGCAAGAGGAGUUGCCUGCAAUGGAAGUGGAAGAGCCUGCUUACUUGGUGAACGCAUAUCUUCUUGGGAAUAUUGUCUUUGUCGCUGACGAGAAUAGUGUCGAGGACACUAGUAAACGGUAGUUCAUAGGCUGGCAGCACUCACGACAUCACCGCCACCGAUGGCACAUCUUCAGCAGCCUCUCUAGAUGUUACGACUCAUAUCUUCAGAUGGCUUCGACACUAUGCCACAUAGAGAGAAUACUUCCGUUUGGGCGUUGCUGUUGUGAGAAACGCUUUUAGGGUGGUGGUGGUGGUGGUGCUAUCCUCUCUGCUACAAGAAACUACUUAAAGUGGUCUGCCAGUUAUUGCAAUAUUGUCAGUCGGUCAUGUUAUCACGGUUGCUAAGUACUUUGAUUACGAUUAUGUAUUCGAUGCAGCCGAACAGACCUACACGUUACUUCUCGCAAAGCCGUUGCACGACCUAGCAAUCUGGCAUGAGUGAGGCCCUUGAACUUGGUCUCACCUAUUGAAUGAAGAAGUACGUAGAAAAUGUUGCAGACGUGUCAUCCACCAGUGAAAAAAAGUUGAAUUAUGUGUCAGUCUGAAUCUUUUAGGGUACAACAAGUUCACAAGUAGAAAACACUUUUUAGCAAAAAGUGCCAACAUCAAGAAGUGCAACUCGGCUUACUGGAGUAAGCUAGUUUUAGUACAACUUGAUAAGUGUACAGGCCAACGCCUAAACCACUAAAGCAACGUCCACGAGCAUCAUGAUG